GAGAAAUGCACAAACUCACAUUUAUCAGUUUUCUCUGCUCUAAGUGUUUAUAUGUCACCACACUGUUUAAUCAUGACCGCACUAAUGUCACUGGGCUGUUUGCUGGGUUGAAUUGCCAUAUUUGUGUAGUCCCGACGAUACAAAAAUAAGUACUGUAUAUUCCCUGACUGACUUCAAAGACAAGACAAAAGGUUUUCUUAAAAAAAAAAAAAAAUCUCCCCAUCGACCAUGUGGAGAGACGACAUAUGAAAACAGGCAGCGCUCCAAAGCAGCCCCGCUUUCUCGGUGUCCGUGCGAGAGGAAGCGGCGUCCGGCAGCGGUCUGCGCAUUCAGCCACGGGGGGGACUAUCCGAUGUGGUGGAAUGUCAACCCUGAGGCAGAGAAAGGACGUAAAGCGGAAGGAUUUAGGUCAGGAGCGGCAAAUUCCAGACUCGCGUGAGGACCAUGCGAAGAGGACCCAAACCAGCUUCCAGACAUGGUGGACUGGGAUCUGGGUCGUGUUUGGGGCCGUGCUGGGAGUAUCCCUCGGCCUCCUGAAUUGCACAUAUAUGGCCACGUUACAUGAAAACGAUCUCUGGUUCUCCAACAUCAAGGAAGUUGAGCGUGAAAUCUCCUUCCGAACCGAAUGCGGCCUGUACUACUCCUACUACAAACAGAUGAUCCAGGCCUCCUCCAUCGAGCAAGGGCUGUUAGAACUCAUCUACGAUAACAAGACUGAGUCCAGGAGGACCAUAAACGUCUUACAGCGGAUGAACAUAUACCAGGAGGUGUUCCUGAGCAUCCUCUACAGGCUUCUGCCAGUCCAGGGAGUCACCUUAUUAGCACAGGGGUUUGCGUCGUCUCUGAGCCGGGGAACUCCCAGAUGGAAACGGGCCAGAACUGGGGGCCGCUACCGCCAAUGCCUGAUCGCAUAACAUAGCAGAC
Paramormyrops kingsleyae is the source of this 924-nucleotide messenger RNA. The record is from RefSeq and is a predicted model, not a curated record. Lineage: Eukaryota; Metazoa; Chordata; Actinopteri; Osteoglossiformes; Mormyridae.